GCUACCCAAACAGUCGCCAUUUUAUUUCGAAUACUGCAAGAUGUCGCUCCACCGCUCACGCAAAAAUCAUGCGCUCGUAGCGUUAAUUCUACUGAACUGUGUAACGUCGAUUUCGGGGGAGGUUCGGCAAAAAAGGUAUCUCGUGUACCCAGACGGAGGCCCGGCGAGAACGCAGUUUAUCAUAGGUCUGGGUAUUCCAGUCGAUUUGAAGGAAGCAUCAGUGACAGUCGGUACAGUAAUCAAAUUCCAAUAUGAUUUGCCCACCAAUUCCACUGAAUACACAUCCAGGAUAUACGGCUUUGCCAAUACUAUCUCCAGCAGAGACAUGGUCAGUGGAAACGAGAAUCCUGAGCAUGAAAAUGAGAUAAACGUAGACGAUUCUAGAAAGCUGAGUGAGACAGAAGAUAUUGAUAUUGACAAUGACAAUGAAAAUGAUACGUUAGUGGAUAUCACGUUUGAUAGAAAACGUAGGGCGACGCUGUAUUCUGAAGUAGGAGUUUUGAAUAGUGUUGAUGAGGCAAAUACAGAAUUACCUCUAGAAGAAGCGAUAAGAAGACAAGAGAAGAUUGAUAGAGAAUAUACUGAGAAAGAGCCUCAGAGGAUGAAUAGAUGGGACUUUUACAAAAUCAUCGAGCACAUGGUUGAAAGGUACGGCUAUUCAGGGCGGCCAUGCUUACUGAGAACAAUCUGUGAGGCGGCCGAGGUUCCUUUCAACCACGAAAACGGGUUACUGGCAGAGAUUGGUCAUAUACUAUUCACACCAUCGACAACAAAAGACGAGCUGUCCCACCACACGGACGUCGAGUACCACGCGGCGGAGCGCCUCGGCAGAAGCGCGGGCGCCGGCUGCGAGGCGCUCUUCCCGGAGUGCGAGAGCUCCAUCCUGGACACCUUCACCGAGAUCGGGGAGGACACGCUGCAUAGAUUCGGACUUUGA
Ostrinia nubilalis (European corn borer) is the source of this 937-nucleotide messenger RNA. RefSeq lists its product as uncharacterized. Lineage: Eukaryota; Metazoa; Arthropoda; Insecta; Lepidoptera; Crambidae. The transcript has 4 exons. Bases 41 to 937 code for a protein of 298 amino acids. The record is from RefSeq and is a predicted model, not a curated record.